GAGUUCGCUGAGUGCGUGCUGAGCCUGCAGCAGGCCGCCUGCGCCUCUCUGCCGCUGCUGCCGCCCGGCGACAUCUUCCGCCGCACCUCGGCAGCGGGACACCUCUCUCUCCGCUGCUGCUCGACCCCUAGACGGCGUGGGCAACUUCCCAGCUCCUCUCUCUUCCACCCCAAGCGUAGCGCGUCGCCAUGGCCACGCCUUCAUCUUCGCGCCUGGCGCCAGACGCCAUGGACCAAGACGAGUAUCCGAUCGCGUCUUCCUCGCGCGCCUCCUCUUCUGCUGCGGCACACGAGCGACGCAGCAGUGCCUCUUCCACCUCUGCGCCGCACGCCGACGCAGAAGAGGCACGCUGGCGCGCCAUUCGCGAUGCCGGCGAUGCCGCUGGUCCCGCCGCGGCCGACACGCCAGGUCGCGAGGGUGCCGCCACGCCCAAUGCCUCCUCGCACGGUGGCUAUGAUGAUGAAGCCGCGACCGAGGAGGAGACGUAUGAGGCCAGCACGCCCUCGCGCGCUUCGCUCAGCGUAGACGCCGAGGACGAGGACGUCAAGAUUGCGAUCAUGGCACUGGGAGCCAUGAAGCACUUGGAUGGAAGAUCGCACGCGGCGGAGACGGGAGAGGACGAGGGGAGCGCCGGGUCGGCGGCUGCGAGGAUACGACGAGCGCCUUCUCCAGCAAGAGGCUCUUCAUCGUACCACUCCGCCUCUUCCGCACCCUCUACCAACUCGACGACGAUUUCGUCUCCCAUUUCGACGCCCGGCUCGGAGACGACCGGUCUUUCAGUGCCCUCGACCUCUUCUCCCAAGGUCCCACGCACGUUGGGCGAUCUGCCGCCCGACUUUCCCUUCCCGGCAGUGGUGCAGGAUGAGGACGGAAACGAGGUCACCGUCGAUCCGGAGAUGAUGAAGGACGCAGACUUCCUGAGGAAGGUCUCCCACUUGCCGAUUGUGCGAGGGACGCUGCGCGCCUACGAGCUCUCAAAGCAGCACAGCCGCGUCGUCAAGUACGGCUCGGAUCUGGUGGAGAGCGGCGUCAAGGCCAUCUCGCGUCCAGUAGUCAGCCGCGUCAGCGCCAGAUUGGGGGAGAAGGGCGUGGAGCAGUUGGAUGCCUUUGCUGCGCGGCAACUCGAGCGGCUUUACCCGUCGGCGGAAGGCACGCAGUCGCGCAAGGAGCGCCAAGAGGUGCUGGAUGAGCUCGACGAGCGCGAGAGGACGGAGUGGAAGGACAUGAGCGUCGAGGAGAAGUCGAAGCGGCGCAAGGCCUACUUUGCGCUGCGCAUGGAGGAACGAGAGCGCGAGAUGGUCGUCAACGAGCUGCGCAACCGGAAAGGCAAGAACCGUGCUUCGCAGCAGCAGCAGCAGCAGCAAGAACAGGCUCGCGGAUCAACGGCCUUGGUCGCCACGCGCAGCUCGGACGGUCACGAUGGCAGACAGCCAGGCGCGAGAGCGUACACGGCGGAACAGAGCGCCGCGGCGGCGAGAAGCCAGGCGGCAACGACGUCGAGCGGAGGUGGCUGGGGAUCCAUGCUCGUCGAGGCUGGUGUCACGGCCGGCGGCCUGAGUGCUGCCGUGAGCGAAGAGAGCAUGAAGAGCCUCAAGUACUGUCUGCAGUGGCUGCAGUACGCCACCGCCCACAUCGAGCAUCAAGUGACGAUUCUGCGCGAUCUCAUCGUGAAGCUCAACCACGGCGAGCUGGAGAUUUCGCAUGCUGCACUGCAGCAUCUCGGCAACAUCAAGGGCGAUGUGGUGCAGACGAUCCGAGGCGUCGUGGAUGUGGUGGGCAAGUACGCCGGCGGCGCGCUCCCCGAGCCCGCGCGAGGCAGCGUCAAGGCCUUCAUCCUCAGUCUUCCCGCGCGCUGGGCCACGGUCAAUCGCCCGACCGAGCUUGCGGCAGGCCCUUCCUCGCCGUCGUCCUUCGGCGGCUCGCCUGCCUCGCCCUCCUUCUCAGCCGCACACAUCAGCGGCGGCGACUCGGCGACACAACAGCUCAACCUGCCUCCUCAUCGCGCCACACAAGCUGCAGCUGCUCGGCAAGCUCAACAGAUGCACAUGGCUGCCACGACGCAGGCGGCGAACCGCGUGCUGACGCUCGCAGUCGAGUCGCUCGACGUGCUCCGAAGCGUCACGAUCGUGUUUGGCGAGUCCCUGGACCGCGCAGAUCUCUGGGUCGAACGUCUACGCGUACUGGGCCUGCAACGCAAGCGUGCUCACGAGCAGGCCGCUGCCGAAGAGGCGGCGGCACGCAUCGAUGAUGGCAUGCGGGGCGCCCUCUCCUCUCCGAGCCAGCGCAACUGGGAGUCUGCGCGCGGCAUCUCUGGACGCCACACGAGUCCCGGAGGCGACAGCAACGUCUCGGCCACGACGUCUGGCUCGAAACGCCGACGCGUCAGAGACGACGGAGUGCCCAUGUCUCGCAGUCCCAGCGUGAGCGGCACGCCUGCUCCUCGCAUGUCGUCGCAUGGCAUUAGCGACGAUGAAGGAGGCCGCACGGAGACAGAACGCCCGACUUCCACGCGCAUGGCUUCCUUUACCGCCGGCGCGUCGAGCUCGGUCUCGCCCGCCGCCGAGACUUCGGCGGCGAGCCGCAGACGCAAGCAGCGCGCGGGCAGCAAGAGUCAGAGCGGAGCGAGAACGCCGAGCGCCCACAACACGCCGGCUUUCAAGCAGCUGCAGCUGCAAGACGAGAAGCGCUGAUGCGCCCGCCAGAUCCCUUGUGCAGCGCUGCAGGAUCUCUGAGCGCGCACGCGCGAGCUACGUCUUGCACUCGACUCUUUCUCGGCCGAUCGCUCCGAGCAGCCUCUUCCCCUGUCCUUCUUCGCUUCGCGGUGAUCAUGACUCCUUCUUCUCUUCAUAUUCUCCUUCCCGCAUAUCCCCACAGCAUCCUUGCUUCUCUCUCGCCGUCAUUCUGCCG
Tilletiopsis washingtonensis is the source of this 2907-nucleotide messenger RNA. RefSeq names its product Opi1-domain-containing protein. Gene Ontology annotation, biological process: endoplasmic reticulum unfolded protein response; regulation of transcription by RNA polymerase II; phospholipid biosynthetic process. Gene Ontology annotation, molecular function: transcription corepressor activity. The transcript has 5 exons. NCBI's taxonomy places the organism in Eukaryota, Fungi, Basidiomycota, Exobasidiomycetes, Entylomatales. Gene Ontology annotation, cellular component: nucleus; endoplasmic reticulum. The coding region runs from base 189 to 2690 and encodes 833 amino acids. The record is from RefSeq and is a predicted model, not a curated record.